CACUAGCAAAAAUGGGUGACUGGGCUGGUGUGGUGAUAGGGUUGGUCCUGUUUGUGGUGCUUUCACCAGGGUUACUGUUCCAGCUUCCUGGCAAAGGCAGGCCUGUGGAUUUCUGCAAUUUCCAAACAAGUGGAAUAUCCAUCUUUGUUCAUUCCCUUCUCUUCUUUGGCUUCAUGGCUAUCUUCCUCAUUGCCAUUAACGUUCACAUUGGUAGUGGAUAAAUAGUCCACUAUAGUACCUUAGACUAUGUUUAGAUAAAUGAAAAAUGAAACAGAAUAUAUGAUGGAAGAAGUUUUUAGAACUCUAC
Molecule: messenger RNA, 307 nt
Organism: Cajanus cajan (pigeon pea)
Lineage: Eukaryota; Viridiplantae; Streptophyta; Magnoliopsida; Fabales; Fabaceae
Source: RefSeq, a predicted model, not a curated record